Messenger RNA from Vanessa atalanta (red admiral), 535 nucleotides. RefSeq names its product chorion class CA protein ERA.1-like. The record is from RefSeq and is a predicted model, not a curated record. Gene Ontology annotation, molecular function: structural constituent of egg chorion. The transcript has 2 exons. Bases 85 to 492 code for a protein of 135 amino acids. NCBI's taxonomy places the organism in Eukaryota, Metazoa, Arthropoda, Insecta, Lepidoptera, Nymphalidae. Gene Ontology annotation, biological process: multicellular organism development; chorion-containing eggshell formation. Gene Ontology annotation, cellular component: egg chorion.
GUUUAUGCAACAAUAUAUAAUUAGGUAUAUAAUGUGAUGGUUCGUGGAAUAGAUAUUAUUUUUAAAGUUCAAUAAAUUUUAAAAAUGUCUUAUUUUCCGAUAAUUUUCAUUUGCAUUCAAAUCUGUUUGAUACAGAACGCUUUUAGUCAGUGCCUUGGAGCAGCUGGACCAAUAGGGCCUGGGUAUGGGGUCGGGUAUGGACCGGCUAUUGCCCCAGCUGCAGCAGGAUUGGCUUCUUAUGGCUUGGGUGGUCUAGCGGCUUCACCAUUCGGUGUAGCCCCAACUGCUAUCGAACUAGCACCUGGAUAUGGUGGUACAGGUGUUGGUGAUAUCGCAGUCGCAGGUGAGAUGCCAGUGGUUGGUACCACUCUUGUCGCUGGACAGGUACCGAUUCUAGGUUCUGUACGAUUUGCUGGUGAUCUUCCAGCUGCUGGUACUGUCUCCAUCGCCGGUAGCUGUGGUUGUGGCUGUGGUAGUCCUUAUUAUUAUUAAGUUUUUCAUUCUUAGAUAUAAAAUAAAUUAUUUUUCAACAUUA